AUGGGCAAGAAGAAAAAAGGAGGACGCCGUCUCAGCCAGAGCGACUUUGCAGGAGACGAUGCUAUCUUGACAGAGAUUUUGACCUCGUCUCGCAAAUCAGGAAGAGUUGAGGAUCCAAGGGCAGAACGUGCACUUGCUUUCCCAUCUAAGCCCGUCCUUGUCGCCGCAGCUGUCCCUGAACCCACAGCAGCAGCAGCAGCAGCCAAUGCAAAAGAUGCAUCAACCAACUCAGUUCCAGUCGACAGCCCAGAUAUCGUCGCCGAUUCAACAACAACCAACGCAGCAGCCGAUCCCUCAGAGUUGACAACACCGUCGGGAGGCGGAGGAAAGUGCCACCAUGUCAAGGGCGCUGUCAACUUGGCUAAGCUUCGCAAGGGAAUCGCUCAUCAGAAGGAUUGGGAUCACUGUCUGGGUUGUAAGGCUGCAGAGUCCAAGGCAAAGAAGCUGGCGCAACGGGUUGAUAAGCCGAUGUCGAAGCUCAGUCUUUCGGAAUCAGAGGGAUCAGCAGCAGGAGCGGAGGAGCCCUUGUCUGCAGAGUCGCUCUGGAUGUGUCUUACGUGCUACGAUAUCAACUGCGGACGAGCCAUCAAGAAGCAUGCGGUGGCCCAUCAUGACAGCAAGAAGAAUAACCAUCCUCUGGCCAUCAACCUUGGAACCUUGGAUUGUUGGUGUUAUGAGUGCGACGACACGAUCGUCCCAUCCAAGAACAGGAACCAGCUCAUUCAGGAGUGCCAGGUAACCUUUGAGAAGGCAUUCCAAGUUAAACAGUCCAAGAUGAGAGCUGCUUCUGUUGUGGUCUCGAAAAAAACCAAGGGUGCUGCUUCCGAAACUAUAAUUGCUGCCCCUUUGCUCAAGGCCAAGGUGUUCACACCAGGCCUACAGAACCUUGGCAACACCUGCUUCUUCAAUUCUGUUGUCCAGAUUUUGGCUGAGACAAAGUCGCUCAAGAGUAUCUUGUCAGAGGAUGGAAGAGCGUCCAGCGGAUUCCCAAAAUCACUGGCUGCCAGCACAGACGCCGGACUUGGACCUUUGACCACGACAUUCAAGGUCUUUUUGUUCACCAUGUGGAAGCACCAAGGUGGCACAAUUGCGCCUCGAGACCUGUUUACCCAGAUCGCCAAAAAAUGGAAGUUGUUCCGUGGGUUCCGUCAGCAGGACAGUCAAGAGUUGAUGCGGUACCUUUUUGACGGAAUCAAGCACGAGGAGUUGGAUAUGAUCAAGAGACAUCUUUCGGAGGAAGGUGGUGGCCAGGAUGAUAAGGCGGAGGAGGCGAAGGAUGAGGAGGAGGAGGAGUCGGCUGGAUCGGACGAGAAGAAGGAUCCCAAGUUCAUCCCUUUUAUUGAUAGCUGUUUCUCAGGAAAGCUCGUCAGUGUCAUUGUCUGCGACGCAUGCAAGAAGUGCUCAUAUGCGCCAGAGGAUUUCUUUGAUCUUUCGCUGCCAAUUCGUGGGCCGACACAAGCUGGAGCAGCGGCGGGUUCGAGUCUCAAGGCUCGUUUGCUUACUCAGUCGAAAAAGGCAUCCGCUGCAAAGGAGGAAGAGCCAACAGCGGACGAUACACCCGCAGACGAGAAGGACCCUCUUCCGGAAUCUGACCGGCCGUCCGAGGCGCACCUGCGCCAUGUUGGGAAGCUUCUCAAGAGCAUUGGGCCAUCGACGUCAGAGGAUCUCUCUAUUCAACGAUCUUUGAACCAGUUUACGAGCGUGGAUCGAUUGGAUGGCGAGAACAAGUUUGCGUGCGAGAACUGCUACAAGCUGAUUCAGGCGACUAAAGAGAAGGAGGGUGGGUCAGUAGAGCAGGGCCACAAGCCGGAUGCCAACAACAGCGUGUCGGAGGACGUUGUCGUGGAAGAAACUGCAAAGGACGAACCUGUUCAGGAGGUGGAGACCGUCGAGACGACUGUUGCAGCAUCAGAGUCGGACGAUAGCGAGAGUGACGACGACGAUGAUGAAAAGUCGUUGGGAGAGGAGCAGACAGACAGUCUUGGGAACACUAUUCCCAAGAAGGUCAAAAAGGUCAAGUCAAAGGCAGUCGAGUCAAAGAAGCCAGCAGAAGAGCCCAAGCACAUUUUCCGUAGAGCUUUCAAGCGGUACCUGAUCUCGAGCUUGCCGCCAACACUGGUUUUACAUCUGAAGCGGUUUGAGUCCUCAGGACGGUUUGGACAGAUGCGCAAAAUUGAGGACCAUGUUGAUAUUCCAGUCGAGAUCGACAUGGCGCCCUACUUUGUUCCCAAGAACAAGAUUGAGGAAGAGGAGGAGAAUGAGAGCGAGACCGGGUCCGAGACACGGAAGGAGGAGGAGGAGGUGAACGGGUCCAAGUCCAAGAAGUACAGGCUUUAUGGAGCGGUUGUCCACAUGGGGACGUUGAGUGGUGGACACUAUAUCAACUAUGUCCUCUCUUCCAAGGUCCAAGUGGCAGAGGCGAAGACCGCAGCAGAAAAGGCCAAGUCCAAGAGCACUAUCAGCGUCAACGGUUUAGAGUUGCCCGAUGUCCCCUUGGCGGUAAUGUUGGCACAACAGAAGGAACAGGCCGAGGAGAAGAUGCAAGGUCUGGCAGAUGUUGACAAGGAUUCUUCGUCCUCCUUUUCGGCCACGAAUGCCAAGAUGGAGGAAAAGUCAGAAAAAGAGGUCCCUGCUGUUCAGGAGGAGGAUAAACGUCAAUGGAUCGCGUGUAGUGACUCGAGCGUGCGGCUAUCCAGUCUGCAGGAGGUGUUGACCAGUCGCGCAUACCUGUUGUUUUAUGAGCGCUAUUAG
Linnemannia hyalina is the source of this 2751-nucleotide messenger RNA. NCBI's taxonomy places the organism in Eukaryota, Fungi, Mortierellomycota, Mortierellomycetes, Mortierellales, Mortierellaceae. The record is from the annotation of a GenBank genome assembly.